This is a messenger RNA of Coniosporium apollinis CBS 100218, 1341 nucleotides long. RefSeq lists its product as uncharacterized. Bases 1 to 1341 code for a protein of 446 amino acids. Gene Ontology annotation, molecular function: hydrolase activity, acting on carbon-nitrogen (but not peptide) bonds, in linear amidines. Lineage: Eukaryota; Fungi; Ascomycota; Dothideomycetes. The transcript has 3 exons. The record is from RefSeq and is a predicted model, not a curated record.
AUGUCUGAGAAGGAUGUGUCUUCUCUCAAAGUCAAUCAAGAUCGGCUGAUAGGAGACAUCCACCACACUUGUCAAUGGGGCACGGGAGAGCGGUGGGGAACCGCCUCCACCGAAACGGGCAUGUCCCGCCUCUCCCUCUCCGACGCCGACAAAGAGGCCCGAGAUUGGUUCGUAGCCACUACCAAGGACCUAGGAUGCAAAACCACAGUCGACGCAAUGGGCAACAUCUUCGCCGUCCGACCGGGCCUCAACAACAACGUCCCUCCCACCUUCGCCGGCUCCCACCUCGACACCCAGCCCACUGGCGGACGGUACGACGGCAUCCUAGGCGUCACGGCCGCCGUCGAGAUGCUCAAAGUCCUCAACGAGAACUGGGUCGAGACAGAGUACCCCGUCGGCGUGGUAAACUGGACAAACGAGGAAGGCGCCCGCUUCCCCAUCUCCAUGGUCUCCUCCGGCGUCUGGGCGGGCGCCAUCGCGCAAGACCACGCGCACAACCUGGUUGAAGUAGGCGGCGGCACCGCGACCAUGAAGUCAGAACUCGAGCGUAUCGCCUACUUGGGUUCCGUACCGGCCUCCCACGCAUCCACGCCCAUGGCCGCCCACUUCGAACUGCACAUCGAGCAGGGCCCCAUCCUCGAGGCCGAGAACCGCAAGAUCGGCAUCGUCAAGGGCGUCCAGGCCUACCGCUGGUUCACCAUCACGGUCAGGGGUGGCGACUGCCACACCGGCACGACGGACUUCAAGAAUAGAGCGGAUGCCCUUCUGGCGGCGAGCAAGAUGAUCCUGCAGAGCCAUCGUGCCGCAACGAAAGCGAAGGCGUUGGCGAGUACAGGCAUCCUGACGCUGAGGCCUGGGAGCACAAACACGGUGCCUGGGACUGUGAGGUUCUCGCUGGACAUCAGGGCCGCGAAGGACGAGACGGUCGAGGCGCUUGAGGAGCAGCUGAAGAGGGAUUUCGCGGCUAUUGCUGCGGGCGAGGAUGUGGGGAAUCUGAAUGAGGGGGGCACGCCGGGCAAGCGGUGCGAAGUCGAGUGGCGCACGGAUUCGGUCUCGGAGGCUAUCAAUUUCCAUGAGGACUGCAUCAGCUGCGUGACGGAGUCCGCGAGGGGAAUCUUUGGGGACAGGGCGGAAGAUUUGACGAAGAGCAUGAUCAGCGGUGCAGGGCACGACAGCGUGUAUACGAGUAAGAGGGUUCCGACGAGCAUGAUCUUUGUGCCGAGCAAGGAUGGGGUCAGCCAUAAUCCAGUUGAGUAUACAAGUCCAGAGGAUUGUGCGUUAGGGGCACAGGUCUUGUUGGGCGCAGUGUUGAGGUAUGACAGAAUGAGAGCGGCGAGAUAA